AUGAUAAUACAUGAUGGGCACCGAGGUUUGUUUAUUAAGCGUGACAUGGACCCACUGUGUGCGCGCUGGUCGGCGGAGUCGUGUUCGCUCAGUUCAUUUUCACCAAAAAACAUAGAGCAGGAAAGUAAACCAAGAUAAUCGAGAUUGGUUUAGAUUAUGGGGUGUUAUCAGUUUUGAGGCAACGCCCCCUGUGUGCCAGGGCUAUAAAAGCGUGUGUCAGACAAGAAACGUUUUCUUCUGUGUUUGACACUACGCCUGGAAGCGAAAAAGAUGCCAGAGUUUGAGAAGAGCACCGUUCACAUCAGAGACCCUGAGAGGGUGGAGCAGAUUAUCUGCAGUCUCAUUAAAGGUGGAGCAUCCAAACUGCAGAUCAUCACAGAUUUUGAUAUGACGUUAAGCAAGUUUGCUGUCAAUGGAAAACGCUGCCCAACAUGUCAUAAUGUCAUUGACAACUGCAAGCUGGUGACAGAAGAAUGUAGGAAGAAGCUGCUCCAACUAAAGGAUACGUAUUAUCCAAUAGAGAUAGACCCUCAUCUGACCAUAGAGGAGAAAUAUCCAUUUAUGGUGGAGUGGUAUUUUAAGUCGCACACAUUAUUGGUAGAACAGAGAUUGCAGAAGGACAAACUUCCAGAGAUCGUGAGAGAGUCAGAUGCCUGUCUGAGGGAAGGGUACGAGCAGUUCUUUGACCGGCUGCACCAGUACAGCGUUCCUAUGUUCAUUUUUUCUGCCGGUCUGGGAGAUGUGCUGGAGGAAAUUAUCAGACAAGCUGGCGUCUACCACACCAAUGUCAAAGUUGUGUCCAACUUCAUGGACUUUGAUGCCAAUGGCGUUCUGAAAGGCUUUAAAGGAGAGCUGAUCCAUGUUUACAACAAGCAUGACAGUGCCCUGAGGAACACAGAGUAUUUCAAAGAACUGAAGCACAAUGGAAACGUUAUUCUGCUGGGAGACUCUCUCGGUGAUCUCAACAUGGCAGAUGGUGUGCCCAACGUAGAGAACAUCCUCAAAAUCGGCUUUCUUAAUGACAAGGUGGAAGAGCGGUUAGAAAAUUACAUGGACUCUUACGAUAUAGUUCUGGUGAAGGAUGAAACACUUGAAGUGCCUAAUUCCAUCCUACAGAAGAUCUUAUAAUAGACACCGCAGAGCCUGAUGGGAAAAGACUCAAAUUCCAGGAUAUUCACUUGGAUAACUGAGGCCAGCCUUCGUCUGUCGACAUGUCUCACAUGCUCACACAAGCCAUACUUCACCCUUUGACCUUUUUAAAGUUGUGUCCUCGCAACAUAUCGAACUAUUAAAAAUAAACACAUACAUCUGGAAUCUCAGUGUAAACUAAUAUUGAAGGAAAAAUAUGUUAUUUGCAUAUUGGUAAAAUUAUUAUUUGUAGUAUUUUUGAUAUGGAAAUUCAGUGUUUGCAAUAAAAGUUGGGACAGUGAACAAUACAAAGCCCAACUGACUUUCAACAAUCAUAUUCAUCAUCAUUCAUAAAAUGAUGUGCACUUAUAAAGUUUGAAGAGCUGUAAAAGUUCUCAUGGAUGAUUGCUUGCACAGAUCAAAAUGAAAGCAAUACUGUUAAUUGCUCCAAAAGCCAUGACGUUUCAUGUAUUAUGAGCUUUGUCCUGUGAGGAUGUGUAAGCAUAAUUGAUCAACCUUUCGGUGUUAACAUUUGCACAACUUUCUGAUCACCUGUGAGGUAGGCAAUACAGGUUUUUUUCUUUAGAUUGUUUGAUUCUAUGAAAUUAUGUGUGGAUAAAAAAAGAGCUGGCAAUAUCUGUUACUAUUCUACUUUUCUUAAAGAAAAAGGCUAAA
Messenger RNA from Carassius carassius (crucian carp), 1803 nucleotides. Its product is annotated as cytosolic 5'-nucleotidase 3-like. NCBI's taxonomy places the organism in Eukaryota, Metazoa, Chordata, Actinopteri, Cypriniformes, Cyprinidae. The record is from RefSeq and is a predicted model, not a curated record. Gene Ontology annotation, molecular function: 5'-nucleotidase activity; magnesium ion binding. Bases 271 to 1128 code for a protein of 285 amino acids. The transcript has 10 exons. Gene Ontology annotation, cellular component: cytoplasm.